UACAAAUACUAAAAAAUCAAAAAUUCCAUUUCCCCACUCACUCCAGGCACCGUUAUUUGGUUCAUUUACUGCAUAAACCCACCUACUUGCAACUUCCAGAUCUUUUGCUUUCUCCUUUUUUGUCAAUAUUAACCAUAGAUCUUCUUGCUAAAGUUUGCUGAAGAAGUGAUGAAGAUUCAGUGUAACGUUUGUGAGGUUGCGGAGGCGAACGUUUUGUGCUGCGCCGAUGAGGCGGCGCUGUGUUGGUCGUGUGAUGAGAAGGUUCAUGCUGCUAAUAAGCUUGCUAGUAAACAUCAGAGAGUUCCUCUGUCUGGUUCUUCUUCAUCUAUGCCUAUGUGUGACAUCUGCCAGGAAACAGUUGGCUAUUUCUUUUGUCUUGAGGAUCGGGCAUUACUUUGCCGAAAAUGUGAUAUUGCUAUUCACACAGCUAAUCCUCAUGUUGCAGCUCACCAAAGAUUUUUGCUGACUGGAGUGAAAGUAGGACUUGAACCUGUUGAUCCUGGUGGUAUUUCAUCCUCAGGGACGUCAUUGUCCAUUCAGAAGGUUUCUGAGCCAGAGUCUGCUCCACUUUCUAAACGAAAUGCCCCAGUAUCAUUGGAUGCUCAAUUUAACAAAGUAUUACCUACCCAGGCUAGUGAAGUUGGGGAUUUUGCUCCUACUAAGUCUCCAUUUGCUGGAGGUUCUGCAGCUGGAAGUAUGCCCCAAUGGCAGUUCGAUGAAUUUAUUGGUCUGGGUGAUUUCAAUCAAAAUUUUGGAUACAUGGAUGAUGGAUCAUCUAAGGCGGAUAAUGGCAAGCUUGGUGGAGAGUCAGACUCUUCAUCAAUCUUAAGAGUUGAAGAUGAAGAACUAGAUGGUGAUGAGUGCUUGGGUCAGGUGCCAGACACAUCUUGGGCAGUGCCACAAGUUCCUUCCCCACCUACGGCCUCUGGACUUUACUGGUCCAAAACUUACCAGAAUCCAUUCGACUCUGCAGUGUUUGUGCCUGACAUUAGUUACUCCCCUUCAUCGAGCCUUCAACAACAACCUCCAAGUGGUACUCGUCUGAAACGAAGAAGGCAGUGUUAAUGCACAUUUACUUUAAGCUUCUUCACUCACGUUUGUGAUAGGUGAUUCAGACCCCUAAGCUGUUCACUCAUGUUAGUGAUAGGUGUUUCAGACCCCUAAGCUCUUCACUAAAGUUAGUGAUAGGUGUCUAGAUAGAACAGUGUGUGGUAGUUGAAAUUUGAUUUGAAGUUAUUUCAGCAAUGAUUAUUGUGUUUCUCCUUUGUAAGUAAUCUGCACUGUCUGCUGCAGUUACAUAGAAUGCCAAAAGUGUAUUAGUUCCACUCCAAUUCCCAGAAGUUGUACAAGAAAAUAAAUGUGUAAACUGGAACCAGAGAAAAAUGACCAUUGUAUCAUCUUAAUUU
This is a messenger RNA of Solanum verrucosum, 1406 nucleotides long. Its product is annotated as B-box zinc finger protein 22. Gene Ontology annotation, molecular function: zinc ion binding. The transcript has 3 exons. The coding region runs from base 169 to 1065 and encodes 298 amino acids. The record is from RefSeq and is a predicted model, not a curated record. Lineage: Eukaryota; Viridiplantae; Streptophyta; Magnoliopsida; Solanales; Solanaceae. Gene Ontology annotation, biological process: regulation of DNA-templated transcription; photomorphogenesis. Gene Ontology annotation, cellular component: nucleus.